UGAACUUUUCCUUUGAACCACAGUCUGUUAUGCAAUGUCAGCACUUCAUAUUUAUGACUAUUAUGACAAGGCUUGUCGUUGUGCUCUGCUGUCAGUAGAGCUCAUUGGAUAUAUCUGAAGCCACAACAUUUGAGUAUGGCUGAUGAUCAACUCUCAGCACGAGUUCUGAACUUUCCAUACAGAGCUGCCACUGCACUUCAACCUGCUAGGAAAACAGAAAGAUGUCCCUGAGAGCUAAAGAUAUGUCACUUCUUCUACUUCUGAUCCUGAUUCAUGGUCUGGAUGGUGAAGAAUAUAACAAGGUACAUCUAAUAUUAACAAAUGAGACCAUGGAGACGAGAAUCUCAUUUACAUCUGGACGCAGAAUUACUGUUCGGGAAACUCCAACACAGUUGCUUUGUAAUUCAACAACAAAAUCAACAAUAAAUUCAUGUUAUAUUGAGUGCUCCAGUUUCAGUCAAAACGAAGGUUUCACAGAACCAAAAAUAUUUGACCUGGAAAUACUUAAGGAAUGGGAUAGCACAAGAGUUGACUUCAGCAUAGGCAACCAUUCAUCCAACUGUACAGUGGUAGAUUGCUUGCCUGAUGACAUACGUAAGCUCCUGGAAGAGAAAGCAAAAACAAUGAAUAUACCAACAGACAUGAGAAACAUUCUCAAUAUUAAAACAAUGUGCAAGAAUGUGAUCUUUCAUGAAGCUGUUCUGGAUACCUACAUUAGUGUGGAAAAGAAAGCCAUCCAUGGCAUUAUAAAUAUGAAUAAUUCUGAGCAAUCCAAGACGUGCUAUCAGGAGGAUCUUUCCAUCCUUGCGGUUAAGAUGAAUUUAAGCAAGACAAAUGAUUUUGUACAAAUCGCCGCUCCAGGGGUAUUCAGUUAUGAUGAAGUAGCAGAUACACAGAUCCCAGUUGAGGCUUUCAAAAAUGAGAGCGAGAGGAAAUUUGGCAUAGUUACCUAUUAUUCUGAUCAGCACUUAAAGUUUAAAGUGAAAAAUAAAUAUUUUGCCUCCAAUGUCAUACGGAUUGAAGUCCCUGGACGUCACAUUGUAAAUUUGAUCAAUCCACUUAAUGUUAGCUUCAAAUUGAAUUACAUAAAGGACACACCUUUAGAUCUAAAGAACUACAACAGGUCCUGUCAAUUCUAUGAUGAAAACGGAGACAGAACCUGGAAAACGGAUGGCUGUAACACCACUCUGAUCAGUGAUAAUGUUGUUGAGUGUUACUGUAACCAUAUGACCCCUUUUGCUGUGCUUCUGAUCGACUCAACAAUAUCCGAAAAGCAAUGGGAAAUCUUGUCGUACAUCAGCUAUGCAGGCUGCAGUGUCUCUGCGUUCUUUUCUGCCAUCACUGUCUUGUCAUUCAUUUUCAACAGUAAUGCAAGAGCAGAAGUGUCCAGCAGCAUUCACGUGUCUUUGAGCGGCGCUCUGUUUCUCCUCAACAUAAGCUUCAUGUUCAGUGAGUGGGGCGCCACACUGACAGUGAAAGAAGUGUGUGUGUUUAUUGCUGUGACGAUACACUACAGCCUGCUGUGUACUUUCACCUGGAUGGCUAUUGAAGCCUUGCACCUCUACCUUCUUCUCGUCAGAGUCUUCAACAUUUACGUCCGAUAUUACAUGGUCAAGCUGUCUCUGAUCGGAUGGGGAGUCCCUGCAGUUAUUGUUGGAGGUUUGAUGUCAGUUAAUAACAUUUAUGGUAUAACUGAGAUUACAUUUUCUGAUACCAAUACAACAAAUGAAAUUUGCUGGAUCAGAGACCGUCACGUCCUGUAUGGCGUGAACAUUUCCUACUUCUCCAUCAUAUUCAUGUUCAACUUAGCAAUCCUAAUCACAGUGUCCAGACAGAUCUUUAAGCUACGACGUGUGGGCAACAGGCAUGACAAGAUGCCAGUUUGGAAGGAUGCUGGCACAGUUUUGGGCCUCAUGUGUCUGGUGGGUACAACAUGGGGCUUGGCCUUCUUCAGCUCUGGAUAUAACAACUACCCGAUACUCUACCUAUUCUGCAUCUUAAACACAAUGCAAGGGUUUUACAUCUUUGUGUGGAUGUGUGGUACAGCGAGGAAAAACAGAGCACAAACAUCACAUCCCAAAUCUAAAUCCACUCUGGACAGCUCCAAAUAAGGUCCUCUCAUUCAUUUUUCUUACUAAAACCUCUGGCGUGAUUUUACAAGAAGACAUCUUCCAGCUGACCUACAGAAAUGCACCUGGGUUAAUGAAAAUGACUCUUAUACAACAGGCAAAAAAAAAAAAAAAAAAAAUGGAACAUUUGGAACGUUUCAUCAUGAGCUGUUCGGUUUAAUUUUUUUGCAAGAGUACUUCCUUUGGUAAUAACAGUACAUCGAAGAAAUAACAAAUACAAUUUCCUCUUUGUCAAACCUUAUCUAUAAUCUAAUAAAUCUAAUCUCAAACCUAUCUAACAAAAAUAUUCAAAGCUGUGAUUUGUAAAUAAAUAUGGUAAAUGUA
Cyprinus carpio (common carp) is the source of this 2453-nucleotide messenger RNA. RefSeq names its product adhesion G protein-coupled receptor G5-like. Lineage: Eukaryota; Metazoa; Chordata; Actinopteri; Cypriniformes; Cyprinidae. Gene Ontology annotation, molecular function: G protein-coupled receptor activity. The record is from RefSeq and is a predicted model, not a curated record. Gene Ontology annotation, biological process: adenylate cyclase-activating G protein-coupled receptor signaling pathway; cell surface receptor signaling pathway. Gene Ontology annotation, cellular component: membrane.